UUGCUAUAGAGAUUGAGAUAUUUAUUUGAUUAAGCGAGUGAAAUAUAUGCAGGAUAAAAGUAUGGGAAAGACAGGAUACGAUGAAGAAGAAUAUAGAAGACGCAGGAGAGAAGGACGUUAUGGCGAAAUUUUUUCUAAAAUGGAAGGUUUCAGGGUUAAAAAAGCGGUUCAACAGGAGACAUUAUGUAAACAUUAUUUUUAUGAAAAAGAGGGGAUAAAAGAGAGAAAAGACAUAGAAAUGGGAAUUAGAAGGACUAGGAAACGUUCAGUAUCACCAUUCUAUAAAGAAUAUUCGAAAAAAAGCAGUAGAAAGAUGCGUUCGAUGAAUAUACAUGAUAAAACAUGUAUAGAAAAAAGAAGAGAAAAAAUGUAUGAAAGACGAAGUCCAUGUGAAAAUAGAUCAAGAGGAAUAUCACCAUUUGGGAUAUGUGAUAAAAGGUUUAAUUCGCGUUCACCCGUAUCUAUAAAUGUUAGUGAAAGACGAUAUAUUGAUGAUUUAUCACGUUCAAGGUCCAAUUCCUUGGAAAGAUAUAGUAAAUCGCCGAAACAUGUAUCAAUGAAGAAAGAAACUAAUUAUUCACCUGAAUAUUAUAAGAAUCGACAUUUUUAUCAUAAACAUAAGAAUCAUUUUUUACCAUCAUUGGAAGAUAGGAACACGGAAUAUCAGAAAACGUCUAAUCAUAUCAAUGAAAAGGGUCAUCAACAUUCGUUAUCAUUUUCAGCAUCAUCAUCAUCAUCAUCAUAUAAUCAUUCUUCAUACAAGUCUAAUCAUGAAACUAAUCAUUAUAAUUCUAGAUUUGCAUCUAAAGAAAAUUAUAAGAAUAAUUUAUCUGCAUCUUAUCAUAAGGAUAACACCGAUACGGCCCGCAUAUCUUACACGGCCUAUUCACAUGAAAAACAUAGACAUGCUAAUGAUUUAAAAGAUUCAAGAUAUAGAUAUUCUAAUAGUCGAAGCCCACGUCAUAGGUCAUCAUUUUCUAAUAAACUUAAUGAAAAUAAUAAAGAGACAAAUAUUUUAUAUGAAAGUCCUGAUUCAUAUACUGAAAGUAGUUAUGCAACAGCGAAUACACAUAAAUAUAAGGAUAUAAGUGAUAAAAAUUCUGAUUAUCGAUAUGAUACUGAAAAUAGCAGCAAUUAUACUCAAUCUGUUCAAAAAAGUCAUAAGAAAUUGCAUGAUACAGACGAAUUGUUUAAUAAAACUCCUUUGAAAAUUAUGGAUCUUAAGAAAGAUGUUGCUAAAAAACAAGAUGAUACUAUUGGUCCUUCUUUUUCUGGAAAUACUAAACAUUCUAUGACUCCUAUAAUAUCAUUUAAGCUAUCAAAUACGAAAAAUACAUUAUCAACAUCUAGGGUUUAUCUAGACAAUACUACUGAUUUAAAUGAAACAUCAUAUCCUCCUAACAAAAUUCAAGAAUCCAAAACUAGCUUAAUUAUGGAAAAUGCACAGAACGAAUUUAAGUUAUCAAAAAGAUCAUUUGAUUUUUAUGAUGCAUUGAAAAAUAAUGAAAAUCUUGAUUCCUCAUUGAUGAAAAAAUCCAGAAAAUCAUCUGAAAAUAUUCCAAUAAGAGACCCGGAAAAUAAUAUAAAUUAUUCUAAUAAUAAUAAUAUUCAUCGGCAUUCUGAGGAUUCUCAGACUCAGAAAAAUGUAUCUAUUAAAAUGCCAAUAGCAAAGAUAACUAUGAUGGAUUCUAAAGAGGGAUUUGUAUAUGAAAGGAUUGGUCAAGUCGGUGAAGGAACAUAUGGAAAAGUUUAUAAAGCUCGUAAUAGAAUAACUAAUGAAUUGGUUGCUUUAAAGAAAAUUAGAAUGGAAUAUGAAAAAAAUGGGUUUCCUAUUACUGCUAUGAGAGAAAUCAAAUUAUUGCAAUCGUUAAAACAUCCUAAUGUUGUUUGUCUUUUAGAAAUGAUGGUAGAAAAAAGUACUGUAUAUAUGGUUUUCGAGUAUAUGGAUCAUGAUUUAUCUGGUGUGUUAUCAAAUCCUAACUUUCGAUUUGAGCCUUCGCAUGCAAAACAUCUUUGUAAACAAAUGUUAGAUGGAUUAGAAUAUCUUCAUCAUCGUGGAGUAUUACAUCGUGAUAUUAAAGGAUCAAAUAUUCUUCUUGAUAAUUUUGGGCAAUUAAAGUUAGCAGAUUUCGGAUUGGCUCGUUAUUACCAUAAAAAGCGUGAUACAGCGGAUUAUACUAAUAGAGUAAUUACUCUUUGGUUUCGACCUCCAGAACUUCUUUUGGGUGCUACGGCAUAUGGACCUGCCGUUGAUAUAUGGAGCGCAGGAUGUAUAAUGAUUGAAUUGUUUACAAGAAAGCCAUUGUUUCCAGGACAUGAUGAAAUUCAUCAACUUGAGCUUAUUUAUGAUAUGAUGGGAACGCCAACACAUGAAAAUUGGCCUAGUGUAGACCAAUUGCCAUGGUUCGAACUGCUUAAACCAUCUGAAAAAAAAAUAGGAAAGUUUUAUGAUCGUUAUUCAUCAAUUUUGUCUCCUGCGGCUUUAAGUCUUCUUUCUAAUAUAUUAGCACUAGAUCCAUCAAAACGACCAACUGCUACUGAUGCAUUAAAACAUACUUUUUUUACUCAAGAAGAACCUAAACCGAUGCCUCCCUUAGGGCUAGGCAAUAUGAAAGGAGAUUGGCAUGAAUAUGAAAGCAAAAGAAGAAGAAAAUUAAGAGAAGACAAAGAAGUAAAUGAAAAUAUAGAAACUGGGAAUAUAAAGAAAUAAAUUUGUAAUUAUAAACAUUAAUAUUCAGAAAUUUAUUAUUAACAAUG
Molecule: messenger RNA, 2757 nt
Organism: Pneumocystis carinii B80
Lineage: Eukaryota; Fungi; Ascomycota; Pneumocystomycetes; Pneumocystales; Pneumocystaceae
Exons: 9
Coding region: 47-2710 (887 amino acids)
Biological process (GO): positive regulation of transcription elongation by RNA polymerase II; protein phosphorylation; transcription elongation by RNA polymerase II
Cellular component (GO): cyclin/CDK positive transcription elongation factor complex; nucleus
Molecular function (GO): ATP binding; RNA polymerase II CTD heptapeptide repeat kinase activity; cyclin binding
Source: RefSeq, a predicted model, not a curated record